Messenger RNA from Exophiala oligosperma, 999 nucleotides. RefSeq lists its product as uncharacterized. Bases 74 to 451 code for a protein of 125 amino acids. NCBI's taxonomy places the organism in Eukaryota, Fungi, Ascomycota, Eurotiomycetes, Chaetothyriales, Herpotrichiellaceae. The record is from RefSeq and is a predicted model, not a curated record. The transcript has 2 exons.
GUUUCUUAUUUUUUAGCGUUUGUCGUCUGCAGUCCCACGAACAGAACAGAUCGAAAUCACUACCUACAAAAGUAUGGACGAGACAAUCAAGUCCAACAUCUUGUCCACCCAGACCCGACUCUCCCAAGUUCUUGAUCAAAUCUCGGAGUUGCCGUCGUUCAAGUCAAACACAUCAACGACCACGUCGAUAACGUCGUCGUCGUCGUCGGCAACAACAACAUCAUCAUUCUCGAGCUCAACAAGUGUCUCAACAACCUCAACAUCUUUAUCAUCUCAACAACGAGCCGCAUCACAAUACGUCGAUCGUGUCUUUUCCGACCACAUUUCUCUCCUCAAAGAAUAUAACCAAAUCAAAGACGUCGCAAUGGGCAUGUUGUCCAUUCUGGCCGAGAAGCAAGGGAGACGCCUGGCUGAAGUCAUGGACGACCACGGUCUGACCGAGGACGAUUGAUUGAUUGAUUGAUUGAUGAUGGAAGCACAGGACGACAUGAAACAACAAUAUGAUGAUGAUUAGUAAAGUUGACCUCCCUGAGACAAAUCUAUUUCAAAGGUCUAUGAUUACUAGGAUGAGUGGACCUCACAAGCAAGGCCAUCUCUUCGCAUGGAGUACAAUUGUACAAAUACCUCUCUGACCAUCUCCAAAGUGCGGUUUUGAUCAGUGGCCGUCUUUCCUACCACCUCUUUCUACCCCGGCUAUCCAAGAUACACUGAGUGCUCUAUCCAAAGGAGCAGAGAGUGUGUGAACCACUACAAGACUUUGCGCUCUAUUUCCAACUAGAAACGAUGUCUGCAUGCUGUGGUCUGUCGACGGUACGGUCCAAUCGGCUGUUAGAGCGUCGUCUAUUUGAUGGAGAGCUUCGACUAUUACCGCUGUUUCUCCAAGCUUUGAAGACUGACCAGCUCUCGGUAUCGACCCUUCAAUGCCAUGAGCUCGUGAUGUGUUCCUUGUUCUGCAAUAACACCUUUAUCAAACACAUAAAUGAUAUCGGCUUUUUGGAU